CGUGGAUGCGGCCGGGAUCUCCCGCCCCAGCCGCCCCCCCGGAGCUGGAGCUGCUCCCGGACAAGAUAUGAGACAUGAGUGUUGGACGUCGAAGAAUAAAGUUGUUGGGUAUCCUGAUGAUGGCAAAUGUUUUCAUUUAUUUGAUUGUGGAAGUCUCCAAAAGCAGUAGCCAAGAAAAAAAUGGAAAGGGGGAAGUAAUCAUACCCAAAGAAAAGUUCUGGAAGACAUCUAGCCCUCCCCAGGCAUACUGGAACAGAGAACAAGAGAAGUUGAACAGGCAGUACAAUCCCAUUUUGAGCAUGUUGGCCAACCAGACGGGAGAUAUCUAUGGGCCCUCAAAUAUAAGCCAUCUGAAUUUUUGUGAGCCUGACCUGAGGGUCACAUCAGUUGUGACAGAUUUUAACCAGUUGCCAGACAGAUUUAAAGACUUUCUUCUGUACUUGAGAUGUCGAAAUUACUCACUGCUCAUAGACCAACCAAAUAAAUGCGCAAAGAAACCCUUCUUAUUGCUGGCAAUUAAGUCCCUCACUCCACACUUCGCCAGGAGGCAAGCAAUUCGGGAAUCCUGGGGCAGAGAAAUGAAUGUGGGGAACCAGACAGUGGUGAGAGUCUUCUUGCUGGGCCAGACCCCUCCUGAGGACAACCACCCUGACCUUUCAGAUAUGCUGAAAUUUGAGAGUGAGAAGCACCAAGACAUUCUUAUGUGGAACUACAGAGACACUUUCUUUAACUUGUCUCUGAAAGAAGUGCUGUUUCUCAGGUGGGUGAAUACUUCCUGCCCAGACACCGAGUUCGUUUUCAAGGGUGAUGACGAUGUUUUUGUGAAUACCCAUCACAUCCUGAAUUACUUGAAUAGCAUACCCAAGAACAAAGCCAAAGAUUUGUUUAUAGGUGAUGUGAUCCACAAUGCUGGACCUCAUCGGGAUAAGAAACUGAAGUACUACAUCCCAGAAGUUGUUUACUCUGGGGUCUACCCACCUUAUGCUGGGGGCGGUGGCUUCCUCUAUUCUGGCCGCCUGGCCCUGAGGUUGUACAAUAUAACUGACCGGGUCCAUCUCUACCCCAUCGAUGAUGUCUAUACUGGAAUGUGCCUUCAGAAACUGGGCCUCGUUCCAGAGAAACACAAAGGCUUCAGGACAUUUGAUAUUGAAGAGAAAAACAAGAAUAACAUUUGUUCCUAUGUAGAUCUGAUGUUAGUACAUAGUAGAAAACCUCAAGAGAUGAUUGAUAUUUGGUCUCGUUUGCAAAGUGCUAAUUUAAAAUGCUAAACUGCAUACAAGCUCAAUUUUGCAUAGAAAGGCAUACAUUGACUAGUUCUCAUGUUGUGUUUUCACAUUAGGGUAAUUUCUCUGAUAAACCAUCAGAAUUGCCUUCAUAAGUAGUAUCCAUGUGAGGGCCUUUGAGCUCUUCAGUUUGGUACUGUUGUGACAAGGGAAAGCUGAUGAUGAUGUAUUUAUGGAGGAUAUAGCAGGACCGUUGGUUCUGAUCCUUCCCACUGCCUAGUGAUCACUAUUUUCUUCUUUGUUCCCCUUCUCAUCUGAAAUAAUGUUUCUAAAAUUUGGAUGUUUAAAUUUUUUUUUGCCCUUUUACAUAAUACUCCUACUUCCAUUAUUACAACUAAUUUAUCUGUAACACAAGUGUUGGUGUACCUAUUGGCAACUAAGAUUACAUUAUACAAGACUCUGGUUUUUGUAAAAUGGAGCUGCAUUUAUUUCCAUGGUAUUUGGAUGAAUUUUUAAAAAUUGUCUAGAAAAUGAACUUCUCUCAAAAAUUUCCUGCCACCCAACAGUAUUCUCUUGUGUUAAUUUUGCAAGAUGAAAAUGACCAUGUAUCACAUCCAGUGUGUUUUGUUGUGGCUGUAUGGUCAUGAUGAGAAGCAAGGUGGUUUAAUUUUUCUUGUGUUUCAUUUGCUGGGUGGUAUGAUCAUAGUUAUCUAAUUGUAGUAUUUUGAAAAUUGUCAGUAUGGUUCUAUGAUGGCCAACUGAAGAUUGAACUGCCCCUGACAAAUACAUGGGUUAAUGACUUUUCAAUGUGGACCAGGAAAGCACUUGUGACUUUUGAACUUGUGGUGAAAAAUAGAAGUUGCAGAUCUUAAGUGGUUUGUCAUAUGAAAACUCCAGGAUUCUAUUCUUGCCAUAUUUUCAACAUUGUUGCUUAUAUAUAAAAUCUGAGUAGUGAUUGCUUCCCUGUCUCAGUGUAGAAGUGCCUGUGUUUUUAUUUAUUGUUCAGAUCGAAGACCAAAACAUUUUCUGAAAUAUAUUUUAUGUAAUAUUUUAUUUGUACACAGUGUUGUUGAUGAAAUAUUUAACUAGAGCAUGAUAUUUUAAAUGUUAUGGUAUAACAUGUUAAAUAAAGCUGUUAUUUUUUGAAUUAAAAAAUUUGUUUUGGGGGGAUAUGAACUACUAGAGUUGAUAAAAUUCUGCCAAACUAUUGCUUAUAUGUACUCUCUCAUAACCUGCUUUCAUAAAAUAUUUUUGUGUUUUUAGAGAUGAGGAGCCUUAUCAGAUGUGAAUCUGGGAAUUGUAUAAAAGUGGAAAUAAAGUCACUGUAUUUUUAA
Dipodomys ordii (Ord's kangaroo rat) is the source of this 2557-nucleotide messenger RNA. It is a transcript of the gene B3gnt2, whose product is annotated as UDP-GlcNAc:betaGal beta-1,3-N-acetylglucosaminyltransferase 2. NCBI's taxonomy places the organism in Eukaryota, Metazoa, Chordata, Mammalia, Rodentia, Heteromyidae. The record is from RefSeq and is a predicted model, not a curated record. Gene Ontology annotation, cellular component: membrane. Gene Ontology annotation, molecular function: hexosyltransferase activity. The transcript is spliced from 2 exons. Bases 75 to 1268 code for a protein of 397 amino acids.